AUGAACGGCUUCACGAAGAUUGGAUGUCCCAAGGUAGCUUACCAAAGUGGGGCACCUAUAUUCCAGAGAUUAUUCCAUACAUCUGACCAAGCAAAAUCUAUUGAUAUCAAAGGUAUUUUAUCAGGAACCCAAAGAGCCCCUUCAAGACCACAAAGGAAUGUCGCGGCAAGUGGCACAGUACCAUCUUACAAUUCAAGAAGAACAAAUGCUGAACGAAAUCAGCAGCAGAAUCCACCACGACAGCAAACCUCAAGACAGCCAAACUCAAGAUACCAAAAUUCAUAUGGAAAACAGCUGUCAAAUGGCCAAGAAAAUAAUAGAUCCUCGUAUGGCGAAAAAAGAAUGGGAAACAAUGGACAAAUACGGAUUCCUAGAUUCAAUCUUCCCCAGGCCAGUUUCAAAGCCAUUGAUUGUAUUAAACAUUUAAUCAAAAAGGUUUAUAUUGACUUUGAAAAUCCUCGAGGUGUCAUCAACUUUAUGGAUGGUGAUAGUGGAGAUAUUACAACUACCAACAUGAGAGACUUGAUCAACUCAAGAGAGUGGGAUUUGAACGAAGUUGGAUUUGCUAUUGUCAGUGUGUCUGCUUCGGGAAAAAGAAAAAUUCCUCUUAUCAAGUGUGUUGAUAAACGAACUGCUAUACAGAAAUACUCCGAUGAGCUAGCAGAUGUAAAGGCCCAAGAAUUGGCGGGAAUGAGUACAAAAUUUGCAAGUAUUGCAGAAAUGAAAAAAUCACAAAAGAGUACUGCAAGUUCUGUCAAAUACGUCAAGAUUGGCUGGUCAAUUUCUGAAUCUGACUUGACCACAAAGAAAAAGACAGAAAUCAUGAAUGCUAUGAACAAGGCUAAUACGGUGAUGAUUAUUUUUGAUUCUAAGGACUCUUUGGAUAGAUUGAAUGUAAAUAAUGUGGAUAUUAAUGAUCUUCAAAAGAAGAAGGGGGGCAGUGCCACUUCUGCUAUCCAUGAAUUGGAGCUAUUGCGAAGAGAGAAAGCUUUGGGGGCAUUGGCAGAUAUGCUUGAUGGUGAUGACAUAGUUAGUCACAAAUCAUCAACUACUGGGUCUGUGAAAGAUCGGAUGAUUUUUACAUUAAAAGUUAACAAACAAGCGGAGGCGACACCAAAGCCAUCUGAAAAAAACACAAAAUCCGAUAAAGAAGAUUUAAGUCUAAAAAAUUUAGACAACGUUAAAGACGUUUUGAAAUUGGAUUUGACAACGAUAACUGAUAAGAAAUUGCUCAAAGAAAUCCGCAAAAGACAGAGACAGGAAAAGCAGAAAUUAAGAGAACUGAAGAAAAGAGGGGAGUUGAACUAG
Messenger RNA from Saccharomycopsis crataegensis, 1308 nucleotides. It is a transcript of the gene AIM23, whose product is annotated as Aim23p. Lineage: Eukaryota; Fungi; Ascomycota; Saccharomycetes; Ascoideales; Saccharomycopsidaceae. The record is from RefSeq and is a predicted model, not a curated record. The coding region runs from base 1 to 1308 and encodes 435 amino acids. The transcript has a single exon.